Eimeria tenella is the source of this 1037-nucleotide messenger RNA. RefSeq lists its product as uncharacterized. The transcript is spliced from 6 exons. The annotation marks the transcript as partial. Lineage: Eukaryota; Apicomplexa; Conoidasida; Eucoccidiorida; Eimeriidae. The record is from RefSeq and is a predicted model, not a curated record.
GUGAAGUGGAGCCCGACGGGACAGGGGGGCCCCCUGAGCCUUCCUGCCCCUUUAAGGGCCUCGACUUGAAGCUCUGCAAAGCGUGGGCAGCAGUACAUGGCCUGCCGCUUGUUGAAGAGGAGCCAGGAUCCAAGAAACGGCAGCGACAAGAUCCCCCUGCAUUUGGCCUGAAAGGAGCAGCAGCGUCGCUAAAGGGCGUCUCACGGCGGCGGACGGCGUUCCUGUGGGCGUACAGCCGGCGGGCGCCGCCGCACUUGGCGGCCAGCGAAGCCGCAAGGGCGCUGCUGCCCCCCGAGCCGCUGCCAGGGCCCCAGGUGACCCUGCGGGAGGCCCGCCGCCGCGUCUCCGCAGAACUCAACCAACAGGGCCUCCACCCCGCAGUCCUCGACGUCCUUUGGCAGUUCUUCACCAGCGGCAGCCAAACCUCAGUGCUGACGAAGCAGCAAGCAGCGGAAAAGAUGGACGAGCUGAUUGGGGGCCCCUGGAAGGGCCCCCGUCUUUGGCUGGAGGCCUCCGAAGUGCCCGGGCUGCUGGACCCUGGGGCCCGGGGGGCCUCCAAGUCCGAGGCCCUUCAAAUAAAAAAUAUCUUCUUCAGAGGCACCAGAAUGCUUUACCGAAACCCCGAAGCAGCAGCAGCCCCUGGCCGCCGCCCCAACCCCCGGGGCCUCCCCCCCCGCCUUUCUGUUGCAGCCCUUUGGGCCAAGUUGGGGGCUGCUGUUACCCAGCGCAUGCAAAGCUUCGACUUUGAGGCUUUGCAGGCCACAGAGGCCGCCAUCAAGGCCCGCCAAGACCACUUCUUGGCCUGUCUUCGAAAGACGAUCCAAUUCCGGCAGCAGCGGCGGCGCUUCAGCUUGGCCUCGCAGCGGCUGCUGGACACUCUGUGGCUCCCGACGCUGCACUGGCGGGAGUCCAAGAAGGCCCGCGAGGAGGCCCUCAGCGCCGAGGCCCGUCUUGUGCGCUUGCAUGCGCAGCAGCAGCACAGACACGGGCUCCCGCAGCAGCAGAACGAGCAGCAAAACGAGCCUCAGCAGCGCUGA